AGCUUAUUAGGUGCAUAGCAAUGCAAACGAGAAACUCCAUAACUAAUAGUUACCAGUUGACUAAAUAGUAAAGAUUCAUUAUUUCAUUAACAUCCAUUAAUAUGUACAGCCACUAACAGCCACCCCUCUAUCCAACUUUGAAAGUACAACGCUCCCUUGACGCACUGCCUCUUAGUUUGAAGCAGUGCCCACAGCUCACAGCUCACUUCUCAUUCUCUACGGCUGAAAUAUGCCGCCCUGAGAGGUCUAGAUGGCUCCUCCUUUCGUUCCCUACACGUACAUACAAUGCCCUUGCUAUGAAGCGUCGAGCCGCAGUCGUCCUUUAGACGACUCACCAUCCCCGACAUCAAAGGAUCAGGCCGAUGACGACGACGAAUGCACCUUCGAUCCACGCGCCCCGCGGUCCAACUAUAGCUUGUAUCCUCUAGAGUACCUGUUGUAUUGCGAUGUGUGCCAUCAGAUUCGCUGUCCACGAUGUGUCGCCGAGGAGAUCGUCACUAUCUAUUGCCCCAACUGUCUCUUCGAGGUUGGAAGCAGCAGUCUUAAGACGGAAGGAAACAGAUGCACCCGUAGUUGUUUCCAAUGCCCAAUAUGCAUAGGACCGCUUGCCGUGCAAUCCCUUGAGUCGGCGCCUGAGUCGUCCUCCUUCCUAUCAGCCGACAGCGCCGCCACCGCACCCCCCUCUGGUCCGUGGAUCAUGACUUGCUCCUACUGCAACUGGAACUCGUCCGAGAUAGACAUCAAGUUCGACAAGCCCCAAGGCAUCUUUGCCCAGCUCGCCCGCCUCCGUCACGGCGAAGACCAUUCCAAGCACUCUGCUACCACUACCGCCGCACCCGGUGAAGCAUCCCCCAAGAAGGCGGACAACGCAGCUACAGAGACAGCUCGGGCUAGAUUCUCCGCGCUCAAAUCCUUUUACGCCGCCCAGAAUAACCUCAACUCGUCGAACUCUAGCGGCUUAUCGGGUAUAGCCGACUACGGUUUCAACUCACCAGGCGCUCUCUCGCGCAUCAUGAAUUUGUAUUCAGGCAACAGUGUAAGCGGGGUGGGGCUUAAGCCUAAGCCCAAGGCUAGCACGAUGCGCGAGGCAGACGCGGCAGACGAGGGUUUCCGCGUCAGCGACUUAGACGAGGAUGCGGCAGUCGCAAAGCUGCGCAGCGAAGGCUGGGCUGGCACCGUGACGGGUGACCAGGCGCAGACACAAGUCGAGGAGGGCGCGCGCUUCACAAACGAGCUCUGGCCGAUUCCGUACUUACUGCGCACGAAGCGGUCGAAGCGAUGUCCCGUAUGCCGGCACAUCAUUAGCAAGCCCGAGUCCAAGGUCGGCAACACGCGGUGGCGCAUCCGCCUCGUGGCCAACAACUCCAUCCCCUCCCUAUCCAUCAAGGCCCUCACCCUUCCCUCCACCACGUCUUCCUUUUCCUCCAACAUCACCCCCUACCCUCCCCCCUUAAACACCAGCGGAGGAGGGGGCUUGCUGAAGCCACUGCAGCCCGCGCAGUUUCUGCUUACCUUCAAGAACCUCAUGUUCGACGAGGUCAAGGUCACGCUCGCGACACCCUCCAUAACCCCCGGGCGCUUCGCGUCCCGCGUCACCGUUCUAUGCCCCGAGUUCCACAUCGACGCCAACACCGACACCGACAUGUACCUCGAUGACGUCCUGAAAGACGGAGACAAAGAUGGCAGCGGUAUUGGAGGAGCCGGCGGAACCAGCGGAGUCGUGGGCGGAGUCAGCUCCGGGGGCCGCCGCCGCCGAGGCCACGAGGGCGCGAUGCACCAAGCCGAAGCGGGCAAGGUCUGGGAGCGCGGCCGCAACUGGGUCAGCAUCGUCGUCGAGGUGAUCCCCGCCUCGCUCCGCGGCGAAGAAAUGCACUCGCCCACUCUAUCCCGGAAAGGCAGCGAGCCCUUCAUAACCCCCAUCCCACCAAACCCCAACCCAAGCUCCAACCCAGCAGCUCCCCCGCCCCUAAGCCCAGACCAGCUAGGCGAGGACGAGGACGUGCUGGAGAUACCCAUGUUCGUGCGGCUGGAGUGGGAGGGCGACGUGUCCCAGGACCAGGUCGGCACCACCGCCGGCAAGGAAAAGGACUCCAAGGAGAAGAAGGAGCUCGCGUACUGGUGUGUUAUUGGGAUUGGGAGGAUCAGCCAGGAAUAAAAUAAUGGAUAUUAUCUUGCUAGGUAAAGCUUUUAGAAAAAGAAGAAGGAAUGAGGCUAAACAAGAGAGACGUGAGAAGAGGCAUGAGAUGAGAUGAGACAGAGAAAUUUCUACGAUACCCACCCCUUGGAAAUUUGGAGAUUUGAAGCCCAUACCUAUAGAGGUAUGGAUGGAUGGAGGCAACGAAAUGAUCACGAAAUAGAAUUUAGCAUGAGGCACACGACACAAAAUGGU
Messenger RNA from Hypoxylon fragiforme, 2389 nucleotides. RefSeq lists its product as uncharacterized. Bases 251 to 2155 code for a protein of 634 amino acids. The record is from RefSeq and is a predicted model, not a curated record. The transcript is spliced from 2 exons. Gene Ontology annotation, cellular component: dynactin complex. Lineage: Eukaryota; Fungi; Ascomycota; Sordariomycetes; Xylariales; Hypoxylaceae.